UCCGAUUACUGCCGACUGAUGCAGAACUACCGGGCCAUGAAGAAGAAGCCCAGUAGGGGUGGCGGGGGAUCUUCCAUACCAGAGAAGGACAAGUCAAACCCCUCCAAUGGACUACCCGUUCGGUCUGCGGACUCGAGCUUUCUCAAGGAGAACGAUAGAUUGACAUCAUCUGCGUCCAAUGACAGUCGACGCCAUGCACGAAGCAACGCUACCUCUCGCUCGGAUCGAUCGUUGAACGACAGCGGCAUGUCUGAUCGACGAGUGGUAUCCAAUGGGUCGUGGAAUAGCAACGCUGGAAACAAUACCGAUCGUCGCGUCGCCUCCAACGCUUCUAUGAAUGCCGCCGACAACGACCGCGGUGUACGACGUCCUCCCCGAACCAAUGCAUUAUUACCCCAAGACAUGCCCAGAACCAAACCUGUUGGACCUUCUGUGGACAUGCAGGAACCGGAGCCGACGCCGUCCACGAACCAAUACGAUCUUAUUUGGCAUCAAGGGGACCUCGCGUUGCAGUUUUCGCUCAACGCCAAGCACCGGAUCGCCAUUUGUCAGAUCGAAACCAACUUGCCCAAGGAAACCACCGCCGGGUUAGCGUCGGCAUCGCUCGGCGACGUGCUAGUGGCGCUCAACUGGGAAGACGUGACCGCGUUGUCCCCAGGUGACGUGCAGCGCCGCCUCAAUCACGCGGACUUGCCCAUGACAUUAACCUUCCAGAGCUUGUCCCAGCAGCCUGCGAUUUCCCGGUUGAAGCGCGCGCCGUCUCUGAGCCGCAUGCCGCCGCUCCAGGCGAAUGAGUUCGAAGCCGUGUGGACGUCGGGGCGUCUCGGCGUGGUCAUUGCAUGUGACGCUGCGGGUCGACCGGUGGUUCGCGAAUAUGCCAAGGAGGCGAGCACGGACCCAGGCGUGUCUGAGAUACAGCCCAAGGACGAACUCAUCUUUGUGAACGACAUCGCAGUAGGCGAAAUCGGGUAUGACCAAGCCAUUGCAGCGCUACGACAUGCCCAGAAACCAGUGUUGCUGCGGUUUCGACGCGACGCCGAAGGGGGGCAGCCAAGAAGGCAGCGCGAGCUGGCCCCUACUUCAGGUCGCCCGUCGCAUCCUCCACAGCCUCCACAACCAGGCAAGCCCAGCCAUGGACGCUCAAGUAGCCCCAAGAUAGACACGUAUGCUGUGGUGUGGCGCGAAGGGCCACUGGGUCUUGUGCUCAAGAAGAACGACGUCGACGACAUUUAUAUCAAGGAGCUCAAGAAGAAAGGGGUGGCGCUGCUCCAUCAAGCCAUCAUGUCUGAAGGCGACGUGCUGGUGUCCAUCACGGGUGUACUCACGAAAUCGCUGGGCUUCACCGGUACGGUAGAUUUCCUGAAAGCCGUACAAAAGCCAGUGGAACUCGUGUUUCAGCCGAUAAAACAGACUGCGGGCCAGCAGGAGCACACCCACCGCCGCGAGUCCUCCGUCGCAGUGUCGAACGACGUAGCGGCCAAGUACAUGACGUCCAGAAGCAGCAAACACAUCCCAAGUGCCACCGCCACACAAACGUACGAUGUGAUUUGGCACCGAGGGAAGCUCGCGCUGUCGCUUCGAUAUGCAUCGUCGAACCGAACGGUCAUUCGAAAAAUCACAUCGGGGGACCUUGAAACCACGGCCAACGUGGAAGCGGCCGCCGUCGGCGACGUCUUGGUAGCCAUCAAUUGGGACGACAUGACGUCGGCUCCGUACGAACACGUCGUGGCUCGUCUCAAAGAGCGGGAUUUCCCGUUGACGCUGACGUUCAAACGGUCAACGUCCGACCAAACCACGUCACAGAUGCUGCCUCCAGGGGAGUUUCAAGUGACGUGGCGCGAUGGCAAGUUGGGCGUCCGCAUUCAUUGCGACCCCGACGGCCGCGCCAUGGUGCGCGAAAGGACCGAGCCAACGACCGACCCCGACUUGGCCCAAAUCCAAGCGGGCGAUGAGCUCGCGUUCGUCAACGGUCUCCGCGUGCGGACGAUCGGGUACUCGGACGCGCUGGUGGAGAUGAAGAAACCCAAGCCGAUCCAACUGCGUUUUCGACGCCGACGGGUCUCGUCGUCCACCCGCCUCGACACGGCGACCCCCCCCUCCGCCCCUGCCUCGGCCUUGGAACCCGCGGAAGUGGAUUUGGAUAGUGUCUACCCAUCGGUCGAGUCACCGAGGCAGUCGCUCGCGGUCGCUGCCGCCGUCCAAGAUGAAAUGUACUCGGUCGAUUGGACGGGCGGGUCGUUGGGAAUCUCCCUUCGCAUGAAUGAUCAGAGUGAGAUCUUCAUCGCGCAGCUCACGGGAAGGGGACUGGCUCUAGAGUGCCCCGAGAUGGCCGUGGGUGAUCUACUCGUGGGCGUUAUGGGAGUCCCCACCACACCAUUGGGCUUGGCGGGGACCGUCGAUUUCCUCAAGUGCAUCCAAAAGCCAGCGGUGCUGACGUUUUUGCGAAGGACCAGCAACGCCUUGCCGCCCCAAGAGAUGCCGGCAAAGGACGGCGCGCAGACGCCAGUGUUGGAGUCGGGUCCACUUGCCCCUGAACCCCCCCUUUCGCCGCCGCCGCUCGUGGUUUCAGCGCCCCCUAAACCCCCCCUUUCGCCACCGCCACUGGUGGUUUCAGCGCCCCCUGAAACCCUUCCGUCGUUGCCAUCUCCCCUUCCAACCACCGAAGACAAAGCCGAGCAUUCAUCGUGGUCGUUUGCGCGGGACUCGAGUUUGGACCAUGGCUCGAUGCCACUGUCGCCAUCCAACCAACUCAACAUAUCCCUUGGAGCAUCCAGCAGCAGAACCGGUCAAAUCGUCAUGUCUCCCCACGAGGUACCCGACAGGACCACCCCACCUGAAACACCGCCAAUGACGCUACUCCAACGACCAGUCUCGACCCCUCCACAGUUGAUGCUGUCGCCUCUUCAACACGUAUCGUUCGGCCCUCAGACGACUCCCCCCACAAGUGCAUCGUCUGUUGACCCCACGCCGACGUCGCCGGCGCAUCAUGCGAUGCCACCCCCCCACGCCACCCCACCAGACUCUCCAACAACCCACCGCGCGCCUUCGAUUGUCAUUUUCAGACCGAUACCAACUCGUCAAGUCGUAGCCUCACCCACCCACUCUGUCUCGAGUGACCCGGUGGUGUCGCCCCAAAUCUCGUUCAACGAACCAACGCCUCAAAGUACGUCCAUUGUCGUGUCCCAAUCGGCCAACACGACGUCGUCAUCCGCGUGGGGCCAAGAGCCCGCCACUCCCCCCGGCACGCCGCCAACCCAGUCCAUGAUGGAACCGUACUUUACGUAUGCUGACCCGACACAACCCCCCUCGGCAUUGGUCCUUCCUUCUACCCCCGCCCUGCCCCCUGCUGCUCAACAACAGACUCCCCCCCCAACCUUGCUGAGGACGGAGCCGCCCUCUGUCGGAGCCAUUGAGCCACCUGCUGCUGCUUUUGCCGCCCCAGUUGGCACGACCAUACUGCCGACAGCAGGAACUCCACCUAUUACCCCGCCGCCGUCGACGUCGUCGUUACCUCCGAUGCCCACCCUCGACCUGUCAAAUCCCCCCGAUGUUUCUUCUCCCCGUGAUGUGUACUUUGACGAUCGAGGAGCCAGCAUUGCCGACUUGCCCGACUUCCCCCGCGACACCACUUUUUCCGAAGAUAGCUUUGCGUACAAGUUGCCCCGACACGACCGAGUGUUCGAAGUGCCGUACACGGACGUGUCCAGUCAGGAUCUGACGCAAACACCAUCCUUCGAAUACGACCGUGCCCACCGGAACGAUGCCGACGGCGGCGAGUAUGGGUACGAAGUCGUUGAAAGUGAAUUUUCAAGUCCGCGGGAGCUGCCCACGCCGCCGUCUACUUCGUCGGUGGAAUGGGACAUUGCAAGGGAAAACCUCACGCCAACCCACCACACUCCGACCGCCGCCACGUCCAUGGUGCCGCUGUACGGCUGCCAAAUGUCCACCUCUCAAAGCGACGCGUCCUCCCUCGACAGCUUGGACCUGUCCGACUACCAGUCGUCGUCCGGGUCGUUCUCGUCGUCGUCGGCAGCAGACAUUCUGUCUAGUAGGUCCAUGACAAUAGACUUUUUACCUGGUCACGCGCCGCUGCGUCGAUCGCAUUCCGACUCGCACUACGCUACUGCUACUACUGCUGCUGCUAAUGCUGCUAUUCCUCCUCAUCUUUCGACGGUGUCACUGGAAGACGACGACGUCGACAUUGAUGACAUUGACGAUGAUGAUUCGAUCCAAGAGGAUUACUCGACGAGUGCGCCUGAAGACAUGCCGAUCCUGUCGACGUCGUCUCGGUCGAUGUCUGCGCGGUCGAUUUCGUCCGUGUCGACGCCGCCGCCGUCGACGCAUGCCACGGCCGCCGAUCGAGAUUCCACAACCAACGACCCCAAAACGCUGUACUCGAUCCUGUGGCGCGGCGGGCCGCUGGGACUCGCCAUCAAACGCAACAAGAACGACGAGAUUUCCGUCAAAGCGCUCACGGGGGGCGGCCUCGCGGGCAACUCGGACAUCAUCCAACCACGCGAUGUGCUCGUCCAAUGCGGUACCACGAUCGUGCAGUACAGUACGCUGCCAGAAACGUCUCGGGUGCUCAAACACGCCAAGACGCCCGUGUCGCUUGUGUUUUUACGGCGGCAACAGCAGACUGCGCGCCACAGCGGCGCGAGCUCGGCCAGUGUACCGACGCUGGACAUGUCGACGAGUAGCUAUGACAAUGCGCUGGGGGGAAUAUUUGGCGGCGGAAGCUCGAGUAGCAGCGUCUCGGAUGGAUUACUGGAUCCGGCAACGCCACGACGGGGCAGCAUAUACAUGCCCAAGCGCUUGACGUCGUCGAAUAAACACUCGACAGUGUACUCGAUCGUAUGGGAAGGCGGACCCCUUGGUAUUGCCGUGACCAAGAACAGCGACGACGAGAACUGCGUCAUGCGGCUGACGGGCGACGGACUGGCGGCGCAGUCGACCAUCAUCCGCGUCGGCGAUGUGCUCAUGGCCGCGGGGGACGUCCAAGUGUCCAAAGUGUCGCUGACCGCUGCCAUGCACGUGAUUCAGCUGGCCCGCAAGCCCACGUUUCUCGUGUUUCGGCGAAUGGGCGACGACGAAGACGUAUAAGUUAACAUGAGUCCAUGUGAAAUGUUCAUAUAUGUUUAAUCUCC
Molecule: messenger RNA, 5147 nt
Organism: Aphanomyces astaci
Lineage: Eukaryota; Oomycota; Saprolegniomycetes; Saprolegniales; Verrucalvaceae
Exons: 1
Coding region: 19-5103 (1694 amino acids)
Molecular function (GO): protein binding
Source: RefSeq, a predicted model, not a curated record